Botrytis byssoidea is the source of this 1650-nucleotide messenger RNA. RefSeq lists its product as uncharacterized. Gene Ontology annotation, molecular function: protein-arginine N-methyltransferase activity. The record is from RefSeq and is a predicted model, not a curated record. Gene Ontology annotation, biological process: peptidyl-arginine methylation. Gene Ontology annotation, cellular component: nucleus. Lineage: Eukaryota; Fungi; Ascomycota; Leotiomycetes; Helotiales; Sclerotiniaceae. The transcript is spliced from 2 exons. Bases 1 to 1650 code for a protein of 549 amino acids.
AUGUCUGCCCAGGUUCCCGAUAUCGAGAAGUAUGCACCAUCAGAUUCUGGUAGUUCUGAGGCGUCUGAUAUCCUUGAUUUGAAAGAUGAUGAGGGAUGGGAAGAUGCUGAGCCAGAAGAAGAAGAACAAAACCAAUUUGUAUCAUUAUUAGAUGAUGAAGUUUUCUCUGAUAUGAUUGCUAUGAUUCAACAUUGCAAGGAGAAGUAUGGCUUUGAUUUCUUAGAAGUCAGACAAAGAUUGGGCCUAGACUUUUAUGGCAGUAUCAAACUUACCAAUUAUCUAAGAUCCAAGACUCAAAGUGGUGAGAAGCCUUCUCAAAAUAUUUCCAAGGCCGACUUGGAAGAUGAGAAAUACCUCAAGCCAGUUUUGGAGGAUGAUGCUUUUCUUUUCUGCCUCGAUGAUCUUCCUGAUAUCGUCGAACAAAAUGAAGGCACAGGAAAUGGCAAGGAAGUCGAAUCCGGGCCCCUCGUCGCUCGUGUAUUUGAGUUAGAAGAAGAGCUCAGAAGAAUUCAAUCUCAAUUUGAAAAUUACAGAAACACUGUCAAUGAAACUCUGGAUGAACGUUGGAACAAGUCCGCGGGACCUUCUGAAGCCAAAAAGGAGGAGAAGCGAGAUGAUGAUAGCCAAUAUUUUACGUCUUAUUCAUACAAUGAUAUCCAUGAGACCAUGCUGAAAGAUACUGUUCGUACCGAUGCCUAUCGUGACUUCAUCUACAACAACAAGUCUCUUUUUGCCGGAAAGAUUGUUUUGGAUGUAGGAUGUGGCACAGGUAUUCUUAGUAUGUUCUGUGCCAAAGCUGGUGCAGCUCGAGUGAUUGGUGUCGACAAUUCAGAUAUCAUUGAGAAAGCCCGCGAGAAUAUAUUCAACAACGGCUUCGCCGAUAAAAUUACUUUACUCAAGGGUAAAGUUGAGGAAGUCAUUCUCCCUGUUCAACACGUCGACAUUAUCGUUAGUGAAUGGAUGGGCUAUUGCUUGCUGUAUGAAGCUAUGCUCGACAGUGUCAUUUGGGCACGAGACAAGUACUUGAAGCCUGAUGGUUUAAUGGUUCCAAGUCACAUGAACAUGUGGGUUGCUCCCGUUGCUGAUCCAGAUUACGUCGCCGAUCACAUCGAUUUCUGGAGAGAUGUUUAUGGAUUCGAUAUGAAAGCAAUGCAAGCCGGAAUUCAUGACGAUACACAAGUCCUCGAUAUGCCAGCUAGUACGAUCUGCGGCGAGCCCUUCCCAUUCUUGCAAUUAAGUCUGCACACAACCACAGUCAAAGAUCUUACUUUCAAGAGAAAAUGGGAGUCGAAGCUCACCCAGGAUGUCGACACAUUGGAUGGCUUCAUGAUUUGGUUUGACAGCUUCUUCAUGCCCUCACGAAAAGACGAGGUUCCUGAGAAUGCAAAAGCUGAGGAAUGGGCCAAGGAAGAGAAAAAGGGAGUUGCAUUUACAACAGGUCCAAGAGCUAAGGUAACACAUUGGAAACAAGGUGUGUUGCUCAUCGAUACUGCUAAACAUCAGCCAAAGGAACAUAAGGCAGGUGAGCAAAUCAGUGGAGAGUUAGAGUAUCUAGUUGCCGAUGAUUAUUCAAGAGCUCUAACUAUCGGCAUGGACUGGAAGUUUGAUGGUGAGGAGGCUGCCAAAUCUCAAACGUGGAAGAUGAGAUAA